AUGGUGUCCGGCGGAACAAGUCAAUGUGCAGUAUACGAAACCAACGAAACCGAUGCAGAUGGUGUGGAUCUAGACAACACUUGCGAAGAUUUCAACCAACAGUGCGGUAGCCAGGAAUCGACAGGCAAUCUACAUGAAGAUCGGGACCUGUCAAGUGUAGACUCCGGUCUAGGCGGACCUCAAUUCAGUUCACUCAACAAACUAAUUUCGUACUACAAAGAUAAUCAGCUGCCUAUAGACUUAAAGUCUGGUGCAAUUCCUUUCACACCUAUACUGAAACCAACUUCAUCCGAAGAUAGUUCGGAUUGUGGGAUUCCCUCAAUAUCGACAACGAGGGGUCUUAGAUCAUCCGACUCAGACUUAUCAAUCAACCGCUGUCCUCCUGGUGGCACCUACAGAAGUCAGGGCAGUAAAAGUCUCUGCCGUCGUCCUGCUGUCAGAGUUUUCAACGAAGUCCGAAGCCUACACGAUUUAGCGGACAUUUCUCAUGCACAAUCUGUGAACGUGAAUGGAUUUCCGAGAAGAGAACUUUCCGUAAACUGUAUCUCUGAUGAGGUGGAUAAGAAUUUAAACACGGAGCCCACUGUGUUUCCACCAAGUUGUUCCGCUUUACAGAAUGGAGCACUUAAGCAACAGGGGGUCGGCAGACCAAAGAUAGACAGAAAGCAAAUUCGCUAUGUGGUCAUGAACGAGCAGCCGCCUCAAAUCAACUUCAAUAUCUCCGCCGAUGAUUUACUUUCGAAAGUCUCCUCAGAUUCACUCCAAAGUCCGCUCUCAUUGCGUCGCUCGAACCUUUAUAAUUCUGCCUACGGCGAUGUGCCGAUUGACACAGGAUCUCUUGCAAAUUCACACUUUCAGUAUGUUCAACCCGUUAAAUCGGGAGUCAAUUCUGCAAGUCUACCCUUUCUGACCGACGUCUACGUUGAUCCCAGCCUUUUUAACUUUGACGACACCAGUCAGGCCUACGCCUCUGUGCCCUCUGAAACCCUUCUUAAACCCUCUUCGUCGCCGUCGAGUGGAGCAUUCGCACGAAACAGCAGCAAGCCGCCGCUUCCCUCAACAAUUAGUCGACCAACCUCCACUGUGGCUCUGCAGUUGGAUGUUCUAUGUCAGGGGGAUCGUUUUUUAUCACUUUUUGUGGCUGCCUCUGUCGUUCUACAACCACAACUGGAAAUAGGAGCAAAGAUCCUUCUUCUAUGGUUACGCACCGUUAACUGUCUCCUCUCUGAAUAUAAGGACAAUCUGUCAUCAAAUGGCCUUCUACAUGGAAUAUUCUCGAGCCAGACCAAGGACUGCCAGAGCGGUGGCUUAAGUGGCACCCCACAGUUUCCUCCUCCACCACGUCUGUACUGA
Molecule: messenger RNA, 1353 nt
Organism: Dibothriocephalus latus
Lineage: Eukaryota; Metazoa; Platyhelminthes; Cestoda; Diphyllobothriidea; Diphyllobothriidae
Source: the annotation of a GenBank genome assembly